This is a messenger RNA of Zingiber officinale, 1389 nucleotides long. RefSeq names its product transcription factor CYCLOIDEA-like. The record is from RefSeq and is a predicted model, not a curated record. Lineage: Eukaryota; Viridiplantae; Streptophyta; Magnoliopsida; Zingiberales; Zingiberaceae. Gene Ontology annotation, cellular component: nucleus. The transcript has a single exon. Bases 221 to 1054 code for a protein of 277 amino acids. Gene Ontology annotation, molecular function: sequence-specific DNA binding; DNA-binding transcription factor activity. Gene Ontology annotation, biological process: regulation of secondary shoot formation.
UCUUCUCAUAUCAUCGUUAGCUUAGCUUCUUCCCGACCCAGUCACUGUCCCUGUCCGCCUGUCCUCAGUCUCCUCCUACCUUCUAUCCCAUCCCAUCCCUUCCUUUCCUUUAUCUCUCUUUCCACUACUGGGAAAUGGGAAUAGAUUGAUCAAGGCAGCUAGUUGAGUCAAGGCAACACUCGUUCGCUUUCCAAUUCUACGCCGCAAAUCUUGUAAGCUCAUGAAGAUGCCGCCUUAUCCUCUUCAAUCCUCAACUCUAGAUCCAGAGAAGUCCUUUUCUCCGAACCAGCAAGUUGUGUUCAGCACGUCCCCUUCCACUCUCAACCUCAGCCCCUACCCGUACCCCCACCCCUACUGCUUCUCCUCCAUCUCUUCUCCUUCCUUCUCUGAUCUCUCGACCUCCAACUACGAUUCCCUGCUCGAGGCCUCCCUUGACGGUGUGUCGGUGGUAGCAGCAGCGCCAUCUCCGCCUCUUCCUCAUCCAGCGGCCAAGGAGGUUGCCGGUCCUGCAGCUGCAAAACCGGCUGCAGGGACGGAACCUAGCAACCGGCGAAAGCGUUUCAGAACCGACCGACACAGCAAGAUACUCACCUCCCAAGGCCUGAGGGACCGGCGGAUGCGGCUCUCCCUCGGAGUCGCCCGCCAGUUCUUCCGUCUCCAGGACAUGCUCGGCUUCGACAAGGCGAGCCACACCAUUAAUUGGCUGCUCCACCAGUCCAAGCCCGCCAUCGAUCUCCUCGCUACAUGUUCUGCGCUCAACAAUACAAACACCCAAACCCUCAACAGUAGUGGCAUUUUCUGGACCACCCAGUCGUCUGCUUCAUCCGAGUGCGAAGUAGUCUCCAGUUACUCCACCCCCAAGGCCAUGCCAACCACUGACGUCACGCCACUGUUUCCUCCUCCGUCUAAACCCAAGGGACAUUCUCGGUUUGCAGUGGAAGCUUCGCUUGAUGGAAGAUUCACGAGGGAGUCGAGAGAGAAAGCGAGAGUUAGGGCAAGGGAGAGAACGAUGGAAAAGAAGAAGACUAACAGCUCCGAGCACCACCAGUUUUGACCUCUGAAAUAAUCACGAGCGUGGAGAAGAUUUCUGUGUGUGUCACUGAGGUGUACGAGUGUAGCCAGACGACCUUGUUUCAUUGUGCCUCAUGUACAAGAAGAAGGAGGAGGAGGAAGGAGGAUGAGGAGAAGGAGGAGGAGGAGGAGGCCGCAAAUUUCAAGGGUAGCGAUAGGCUUCUUAGGUAACAAAGAAGAAGUGCAUUUUCUUGGCUGAUGUUUGCGCAUAUUCUAUUCAUUGUCUGCCUAAUUAAUUUAAGUUUCAGUAUUGUUGUUCUUAAUGGUGGUGUAGGUUUAAUUUGGUGGUAAUUUAAAUUUAUGCAAUAUUGUACCAUG